Molecule: messenger RNA, 456 nt
Organism: Phytomonas sp. Hart1
Lineage: Eukaryota; Euglenozoa; Kinetoplastea; Trypanosomatida; Trypanosomatidae
Source: the annotation of a GenBank genome assembly
AUGGAGGUAGACGCAAAUUUAGCUCCAAGUGUUAGCGGUCGUGGUGGGAAUCCCUCGCCGGGGGGGACUAGCCCCAUCUUCGCUCUUGGAUCUCCCAGUUCGUCCGCGCCCUACAGCGGAGGCGCCCCGGACGAUGUCGACGUUGCGAUCGGAAUCUUCGAGCAGAACGUCAAAUUCAUGACCUUCUUCUAUCAGCACCUUACCGCGAGCCCGCCGCACGGCCCUUUCCGUUACUACGCGGCGAUCACGCUGGUGGAGCGCGCGAAGGAGCGGUUUGGAAGGCGCAGGGGCCUGCGAGGCGGUGCCUCUUCCCAUUCUCAGGUCCUUACGGUUCUCACCGUGCGCAACGUCCUCGCCCUGAUUGAGCGGAAGUACAACACGCGGCAUCUGAGCAGUUGGCCGCUGCUCUACGUCCCGGCAGAGGUCCACGCCACGGACCUGCAGCGGGAGGGGUGA